CAAUGGCCAUGGCUCGCCCCGUGGCGCACCUCUUCUUCCUCCUCCUCCUCGUCUCCACCGCGCCCGCCGUGCGUACCACCCCCGACGACGCCGGCGCCACCGGCAACCUCCAGGAGGCGUGCAACAAGACGCUGUUCCCCAAGGUGUGCCUGCAGGCGCUCAAGGACAACCCGGAGUGCCAGUCGGCGACCCCUCGCCGGCUCGCCGAGCUCUCCGUGUACGUGACCGCCGAGGUGGGCAUGACGGUGGCGGCGUUCGCGCACCGCGAGCUCAACGGCGUCAAGGACAACGUCCUGUACAAGUGCCUCGACACCUGCUCCGAGGACAUCGAGGAGGCCGUCGCCCACCUCAGCGGGCUCACCCGCGAGCUCACCGACGCCAAGUUCCUCGAGGUCAAGUCAUGGCUCUCCUCCACGCUCGGCGGCACCUCCACCUGCGAGGACGCCUGCAAGGACGCGCCCGUCAGCGACAUCAAGAACGCCUGCAUCACCAAGAGCUUCGAGUUCGAGAAGCUGCUGCGCGUCACGCUCGACCUCAUCACCGAGGCCUCGGGGUCCAUGUCCGCCGAGGUCGCCCUGCCGCCCACCGACGCCGCCGCCGCGCCGGCGCCGUUCGGUGGCUACGGCUCGUCGGCCGGCGCCCCCGCCUAUGGUGCGCCCUCGCCUGACGCGCCAGCUUACGGCGGCGCCACCAGUGGACCAAGUGCGGGUGCCCCGGCGCCGUCGUCGGGGGCCGGUGCGUCCGACGCCUACGCCACGUCAUGAGCGACGAUCCCUAGGGAUUUCCUUCUUUUCAUAGUCCCACCGCAUUUUUCGAUGAGCAUGUCCAUCUGUUAAGAAUUUAGGAGUGUUUGGAGGUGGAGCCGCAUAACCAAUGCAGAGAUAAAGAGGCCUGCAUCGAAUGACAUGUACUUGGCCUGAUCUGAGUGCUUUCCUUUUCUUUUCUUUUUGAUAGGAUGAGCAGGGUGAUUUUAUCGUAAGAUUGAUUGUUAACUAUGUUACCUUGACA
Setaria italica (foxtail millet) is the source of this 1008-nucleotide messenger RNA. Its product is annotated as pectinesterase inhibitor. The record is from RefSeq and is a predicted model, not a curated record. The coding region runs from base 3 to 764 and encodes 253 amino acids. Lineage: Eukaryota; Viridiplantae; Streptophyta; Magnoliopsida; Poales; Poaceae. The transcript has a single exon. Gene Ontology annotation, molecular function: enzyme inhibitor activity. Gene Ontology annotation, biological process: negative regulation of catalytic activity.